AAAAAGUUGUAAACAGAAGUGUUUCUUGGCGUAUAUUUAGCAAGUUUUUUUUGGAUUUCAUCCAACCACUUUAUUCGUUUCCUUCGAUUCAUUUACGAUUCCGAAGGCGCUGUUGGUCAUGGAUACCCAAACGAAUUUCGAUGAUCAUCCAGAUGACACUGCAGACAAUGGUAAUGGUGAUUCGAAGGAAGAACUUGGCGACGUGACCUUCUUUAUGUCGAACUACGCCAAGGAGAUGCUUAAGAUGAUGUUCAUGAUGCGCUCUCACCACAUGUUAACUGAUGUAGCACUUGAAGUGGAACACGAAACUUUUCAUGCGCACAAGGUCGUGCUAUCUGCCGCAAGUCCGUACUUCAAGGCAAUGUUCACUGGAGGGCUUAUGGAAUGCGAAAUGUCGAGGGUCAGGUUACAAGGGGUAUGUCCAACAGCGAUGGCGCGAAUUUUGUUUUUCAUGUACACCGGUCAUAUACGGGUGACGGAGGUAACAGUAUGUACGCUGUUGCCAGCUGCAACUAUGUUCCAGGUUCCCAACAUAAUAGAUGCAUGUUGUGUUUUCUUAGAACGUCAGCUUGAUCCUACAAAUGCAAUUGGUAUUGCUGAUUUUGCAGAACAGUAUGGUUGUAGGGAACUUAAACUGAAAGCGAACCAGUUCAUUGAACGUCACUUCACCAAAAUUUGCCAAGAGGACGAGUUUUUGCAAUUGUCAGCAAUACAGCUCAUUACUUUGAUCAAAAAGGAUGAACUGAACGUGCAGGGUGAACGAGAUGUGUAUGAUGCAGUACUGAAAUGGGUUAAAUAUGAUGAAGAAAAUCGGUUCCCGAAAAUGCAGCCUAUCCUGUAUGCGGUCCGAUGUCAGCUUCUUACACCGAGCUUCCUCAAAGACCAGAUGAAAAACUGUGAGGUAUUGCGAAGGGUUCCAGCUUGUCGAGAAUAUCUGGCACAAAUAUUCAAAGAUCUUACCUUGCAUAAGCGACCAGCAGUGAAAGAACGGAAACCAAAUACUACAAGAAUGAUUUUCGUUGCCGGCGGCUACUUUAAACAUUCCCUAGACGUACUAGAAGGCUACAACGUGGAUGACAAAGUCUGGGUCACUCUACCAAGGCUGACGGUGCCGCGAUCCGGACUGGGAGCUGCAUUUUUAAAGGGAACUUUUUACGCUGUCGGUGGGAGAAACAAUGCGCCCGGAUCUUCGUACGAUUCCGACUGGGUUGAUCGUUACAACCCAGAAUCGGAAACUUGGCGACCCUGUGCACCGAUGACUGUACCACGAAAUCGUGUUGGAGUUGUGGUGAUGGACGAGUUGCUUUACGCAGUUGGUGGUUCGGCUAGUAUGGAGUAUCACAACACCGUAGAAUAUUUCGAUCCAGAAAAUGACCGAUGGACUUUGAUAAAACCUAUGCAUUCGAAGCGAUUGGGCGUAGGUGUAGCUGUGGUUAAUCGAUUGCUUUACGCUAUUGGUGGUUUCGAUGGACAAGUGAGGCAUUCAUCUGGAGAAUGCUACCAUCCUGAAAACAACGAGUGGACGAUGCUUCCACCUAUGAAGUAUGGACGCUCUGGUGCUGGCGUUGCGGCUUUGCAACAAUACAUAUAUGUGGUCGGAGGUUUCGAUGGAACACGGCAGUUAGAUUCAGUAGAAAGAUAUGAUACGGAACUGCAAAUCUGGGAAUUAGUAGCACCGAUACAGAUUGCUCGUAGUGCCUUGUCCUUAACUGUAUUAGAUGGUAAGCUAUAUGCAAUGGGUGGGUAUGAUGGCCAGAAUUUUCUGGCAUAUGUAGAAGUUUACGAUCCAACAACGAACGUUUGGGUGGAUGGUACGCCACUUACCUCUGGAAGAAGUGGACAUGCAUCGGCAGUAAUCUAUACACCAGCAUGCAUUUCCAGCUACAUGGAAAAUUUAAAUAUAUGCGAGGAAUCUAAGGGAAGCCGUGAAGAACAAAAUGGGAAUGGAGAUGUCCCGCCGAACAACAGCCAAAGAAUGCACUGCGAGGCUUCAACAUCGAGAGGAACAAACUUUGGAAACGGAAGUGGCUCUAAAAGAGACCAUUGUGCCGCAGACGAAGUACAAAUGCCGAUUUCCCAAGCUGUAAAACAAAGUGAGCAUAAAACUAGUGAAGGCGUAUGUGCCAUGGAAACCAAUUCUAGUCAAACUGAUUCAAGCGAAGAUAACGAUACAGCGAUGUUACACAAAACAGCACCUCCGGUCGCAUUAACUAUGCCAUGUAGAAUUACUCAGAAGCUGUUUACGCAUAAGCAAGCAUCUACGUCUUCCAGUUCACAGAAUAACGAUCAGGGUGAAGCAAGUUCAAGCUCUAAAGCCAAGAGAAAAGCAUCCAGUGGGUGGAAUGAAGAAAAUUGUCCACUUAUCAGGUUAAAGCGGCAAAUCACGUGUUUCGUAUCAUCCAUAGUUAACCAAUCAAACCCAAACAAUUGUAUUCCUCCUAAUGAGGAGAGUACAUCGCCCAAUGAGGAAUCACUCGCAGAGCGCGACGAAUCCAAAAACGAACAAGGUCUUUUUGAAAUGCCGACUUCUGAACAACCAAAAUAUGAGGACACUGGUACAAAACCAGAUUUAUAGUCAUUUUGGUUUGUUAGCGUAAAUCAGAAUGUAAAAAAUUACCUUGUGAUGCUUAGAGCCGUUCCAUUAUUACCUAUAUAUUGCGGACAACAGGCAACACUUUGAUCGGUCUAAUACAGUCUAUUUGCAAUACUAUCCAAAAGACGCUUCAAACUUAUACAGUUGAUAAGCUAUGAAGCUAACACUAAUAAUGGCUCCACUCAAGCAAGAUAAAAUAUAUCUGUACAUUUUAAUUUUCGUUUAUAUUGAAACUAGAAUCAGUUCGCCAUGUUAAAUUGUCAAUAUAAGCAAAGCUAGGCCCCCGUUUGAUUAUGUCUGGAAAGAGACUUGAAUCGUGCAAUUGAGAGGUUAGGGCUACGAUUCUAUGGAUUUCAACAAUACUUUUCCUGUCUGAAUUGAACAUAUAUCGACGGGAUUUGUUAAACUGAUAUCGCCGAUCAUUAGGAAUUUUUAAAUAACCGAAUCCAAAACUAAGAACUAUUCGAUGGUUUGCAUACACGUGAAAAUACAGAUAGGUAGUCACAUUCCUAAUGUAUUAAUGCAUUGUAAAUAGGGUUUUAUUAUUUUCUUCGUUUGUUACAUAGUGACAUAUGGAGGGAAAACAUAGAUUUAUUAUCAAUGGUCGACUUAAACUACUAUAACGUUAAGAUGAAGGUUUUCAUAUUGUAACCAAAUUUAUACUAUGUAUAAAUUUCGCAAAACUUUAGACGUAAGAUAGUUUAAUGUAGUAAAAGACUAGUGGACCCAAGAGCGAUUUUAAACGAAGGACUACAAAUGGCUUGCUGAACGCAUGUUUCAUUAGGUUAGACUAGAUAUCCUAAGAGUACGAAGGUAAUCCAUGUAGUAUGACUUUGUCGGUGCUAACGUUUCCCUGCUAUUGUUUUCGUGUGAUAAACUAUCAGUAGCCAAAGCCAACGCUUCGUUUUGAAUUUCGAUUAACAUAGAUUUUUAGCUGCUUUGUGGUUUUGACAAAAAACCCAUAAAAAAAUUAUCAAAUUUCUUCCACGUAAAUCACACCGUAUGCCUUACGUUUGACCCGUCAUAUACCCAACAGAGACUCCCAAUGGCACUUUUCUUUGAAAUUGUCGUUAUAGCGGCAAUAUUGAAAAUAUCGAUCUAUUAAUAAAUUAUUGAACGUUUCUGCGAAAUACGGAUGUAUAUUUUUUUUUUUCAAACAUUGCUUGAUUGUUUUACAACCAUCUUUUAAUACUUUACCACCGACACAUUUGUAGAAAUAGUAAACAUGCUCUGUUGGUUUUCAGAUCUCGAUUCACUGAAGGUGAUUGAAGUUUUUGUUAAUCUCUGUACUCUCAAGAUUCCUAGGCUAGACAUACGUUUAGUUCAGUUACUUUGGUGUUCUAUGCGUUACUGGACUUUGCCAAGAA
This is a messenger RNA of Sabethes cyaneus, 3960 nucleotides long. It is a transcript of the gene Keap1, whose product is annotated as kelch-like ECH-associated protein 1B. Lineage: Eukaryota; Metazoa; Arthropoda; Insecta; Diptera; Culicidae. The transcript is spliced from 5 exons. The coding region runs from base 119 to 2575 and encodes 818 amino acids. The record is from RefSeq and is a predicted model, not a curated record. Gene Ontology annotation, molecular function: protein binding.